Molecule: messenger RNA, 4429 nt
Organism: Marchantia polymorpha subsp. ruderalis
Lineage: Eukaryota; Viridiplantae; Streptophyta; Marchantiopsida; Marchantiales; Marchantiaceae
Source: the annotation of a GenBank genome assembly
CGAGACAUAGGGACAAAUGCUUCAACUUGUAUCGCAACUGCGGGUACAGUACAUUCUAUAUGUACCUGCGGGUACAAUGAAGGUCAUAGAAAUUAUCAAUAUAUACUGAACUAAGUGGUGAGUUGUUUGUCGCUAGCGGAUUGUUUACAGAGAGUAUUCUGUACGUAUUCUCGGGAGAAAGUUCGUGACGGAGAAUGCUCAUUACAUGGCGCUAAUCCCUGGUGAAUGCAGUUUGUAGUCUGGUCGUCAUUUGCGCUAAUUUGUACGCAGCUCGAGAAAGCGCGGGGUUCCUUGUUCAUAUCGACAGAAGCCAUUCUCCCCGCCAUAACUCGAAGACUGAGAGCACGGGGGUUUAGUCUAGGGUUGAAGUCUGUCUGUACAAGUGUCCGAAGCUGACAACGCUGUCCGUUACUUUCCUCGGAGGAGGAGGCGAUACUUGGAGUAUGCGUAUGGGUUUUUACGGUGCUCGUGGAAUGCACGUGUGCCCAGCGCAAGAAGCUUUCAUUUACUGACAAAUUGCCCGGGAGUUUCGUUCUGAAAAUUGGGAGCUUGCAGACUGACUCUAUUUUUUCGCGUCGUUUCUUUAAUUGAUUCGACGCAGACGCCAUGUUCAUCAAGCAGGUCAUUAUUGAGGGCUUCAAGAGUUAUAAGGAGCAAGUUGCAACUGAGCCUUUUAGUUCUAGACACAACUGUGUGGUUGGUGCUAAUGGCUCAGGAAAGACGAACUUUUUUCACGCUAUACGCUUCGUACUCAGUGACCUCUUCCACAAUCUUCGGGCGGAAGAUCGACAAGCUUUGUUACAUGAAGGAGCAGGUAAUCAGGUCAUGUCCGCAUUCGUUGAGAUUGUUUUCGACAACAGUGACAAUCGAAUGCCUGUCGAUAGAGAAGAAGUUCGACUUCGCAGAACUAUUGGUCUGAAGAAGGAUGAGUACUUCCUCGACAAGAAGCACAUAACAAAGACGGAGGUGAUGAAUCUUCUUGAAAGUGCUGGAUUUUCUCGUUCGAAUCCUUAUUAUGUUGUUCAACAAGGAAAGAUAGCCUCGCUGACACUAAUGAAGGAUUCAGAACGUCUCGACCUGUUGAAAGAAAUUGGUGGUACGCGUGUGUACGAGGAGCGCAGGAAAGAGAGUCUAAAAAUUAUGCAAGAUACAGAAAAUCGGCGAAAGCAGAUUAUCGAAGUCGUGCAGUAUAUCGAAGAGAGGCUGAAAGAGCUGGACGAAGAGAAGGAGGAGUUGAGAAAGUAUCAGCAGCUGGACAAGCAACGAAGAUCUUUGGAGUACACCAUAUUUGAGAAAGAACUCCUGGAUGCAAGGCAAAAGCUGGAGGAGAUCGAAGAUGCUCGAGCCAAGGUUUCUGAGAAGUCCACCAACAUGCAUAACACUGUUCUAGAUUCACAUGAGCAAUUGAAAACUUUUGAGAAAGAACUGAAGACUCUCAGUAAAGACCUUCAAGGAAGCAUGAAAGAGAAGGAGGUGGCUGAACGACAAAAAACAGAGGCUCUCAAAACGUACGCCAAAGUUGAGCUAGAUGUCAGAGAUGUUGAAGACCGUAUCCGACUUGAGGCAAAGACAAAGGAUGAAGUUUUUAGGGAACUCAAAGCGCUUGAGAAAGACAUUCAGAGAUCAAAGAGUGAUCUUGAGCAGGUUAAUCCUGAGUAUGAGAAACUGCUAGCUCAAGAAGAGGAGAUCAUCAAAGGAAUUUCCGAUCGGGAGAAGCAGCUUAGUAUCUUGUACCAAAAGCAAGGGCGAACAACUCAGUUUGCAAAUAAACUAGCUCGAGACAAGUGGCUGAAGAAAGAGAUCGCUGAUUCAGAGCGCGUCAUGGCCAGCAUUUCAGAACAGGUGGAAACGCUUGAAGAGGAGAUACGAAAACUCAACGAAGAACACCAGCAGCAAUCCAAGAAUGUAGAGAUUCGAAUGAGCGACCUACAGCAGCAAGAAGGUCAGGUUGGGAAGUGUGCAGAGGACUUUGGUAUCUUGAAAGCACGUCGUGACGAUCUGCAAGAGAUGAGAAAAUCGCUUUGGAAACAAGAGAAUGACCUCAUGAGUGAGGUCGAGAAGCUGAAGAUGGAUUUGGGAAAAGCAGAGAAGAGCUUGGAUCAUGCUGCUCCAGGGGACAUCAGACGAGGAUUGAAUUCCAUCAAACGAAUCUGCAAGGACCAUGAUAUACGUGGUGUACACGGGCCCAUAUGUGAGCUGCUGGAUUGUGAUGAGAAGUUCUACACGGCGGUAGAGGUCACUGCAGGGACAAGUCUGUUUCACGUUGUUGUGGACCACGAUGACAUCUCAACUCGGAUUAUUAGGUAUUUGAGCUCUCAAAAAGGUGGGAGAGUCACCUUUAUGCCCUUAAAUCGAAUUAGGGCCCCUGACGUGCGCUACCCAGCAGGACCUGAUGUUGUUCCACUGCUGAAAAAGCUGAAUUACGCUCAACCUUUUCAUGGAGCAUUCGCACAGGUUUUUGGGAGGACAGUUAUAUGUCGUGAUCUCGAGGUCGCCACCAAUGUCGCCAGGAAUGCGGAGGUUGAUUGCAUCACACUCGAUGGUGACCAAGUAAGCAAGAAAGGAGGCAUGACGGGAGGUUUUUACGACUUCCGGAGGUCCAAACUGAAGCUCAUGAGUAUGAUUCGAGAAUGCACUGUUAAUAUCAAUAUGAAGCAGGCGGAACUUGAGCAAGUUAGGACUCGUCUUCAAGAGACGGACCAGCUCAUAACAAACGUAGUAAGCGAGCAGCAAAAGCUUGAUGCGCAGCAAGUUCACCUGAAGUCUGAAGCUGAUCAGCUGAGGAGUGAUAUAGCAAAUACUAAGAAAUCACAGGCUUCGACAGUUAAAGCCCUUGAGAAAAAGCACUUGUUGUUGGGAAGAGCUCACAGCCAGAUUGAGAACCUGAAGAAUGGUAUAGCCAUGCGUUACGGAGAGAUGGGAACAGACCUUAUUGAUCAGCUGACGGACGAGGAGAGAAGGCAACUCCAUUGCUUAAAUCCUGAAAUAACUCAGCUUAAAGAGGAGCUCAUAAAUUUUAAGACAGCGCGAAUGGAGGCGGAGACACGAAAAAGUGAACUCGAAACUCUUCUUUCAACAAACUUAGUGAGGAGACAGCAGGAACUGGAGGCUCAUUACGCAUCAAUCGAUCCCCAGGCAAUGUCGACGCAGUUUGAAAUGAAAAGGCAGGAGCUUUCGGACGCCAAAGCAGCGGUAGACGAAGCGAAUGGGCAAUUAAAAUUCACGACCGAUCAAAUAGAGAAGUAUAACAAAAAGAUCAGAGAACUAAAGAAUUCGAGGGACGAAAUCAAGGCCCUUGAAGAUAAUUAUGAGCGAACUCUCCAAGAUGAGGCGAAGGAUCUUGAGCAGCUGUUGAACAGACGUAACCUGCUUCAAGUUAAGCGGGAAGACCUGAUGAAGAAAAUUCGUGAUCUCGGUUCUUUGCCCUCGGAUGCCUUUGAGAAGUACCAAAAGAAGAACUUGAAAGAAUUGCAUAAAAUGCUUCACAAAUGCAAUGAACAGCUCAAAAAGUUCAGUCAUGUCAACAAGAAGGCGCUGGAUCAGUAUGUCAACUUCACUGAACAAAGGGAAGAGCUGCAUCAACGACAGGCAGAGCUUGAUAGUGGAGAUGAGAAAAUUAGGGAGUUAAUAUCUGUGCUGGAUCAACGUAAGGAUGAAUCGAUUGAAAGGACAUUCAAGGGAGUGGCAAAAAACUUUCGUGAGGCGUUCUCUGAGCUAGUGCAAGGAGGACAUGGGUCUUUGGUCAUGAUGAAAAAAAGGAAGGCCGACGAAGCGGAGGAUGAAGAUGCAGAUGGUUACGAAAAUCACGACGGUGAUGGUGAAGGAAGAGUUGAGAAAUACGUGGGAGUGAAAGUGAAGGUCUCUUUCACAGGACAGGGAGAAACGCAGUCGAUGAAGCAACUUUCUGGAGGGCAGAAGACUGUGGUUGCUUUGACCCUUAUCUUCGCAAUUCAAAGAUGUGACCCAGCUCCUUUCUAUCUGUUUGAUGAGAUAGAUGCUGCUUUGGAUCCACAGUACCGAACGGCAGUAGGGAACAUGAUAAAGAGGCAAGCAGACUCGGACACCACCCAGUUUAUCACAACUACUUUCCGACCGGAGCUCGUGAAGGUUGCCGACCGAGUGUACGGUGUGACACACAAAAAUCGAGUAAGUCGUGUGGACGUUAUCCGUAGAGAGGAUGCCUUGACCUUCAUUGAGCAAGAUCAAAGCCAUCAAAAUGAAUGAUACGUGUAUACAGUUAGUGUUUAGGCAAUUUUUUUUGUGAUUCGACAUUCUCAAGCUAGAGCCGAGGGACAGAUGUAGACUUAGAUGAAGAAUGAAUGACCAUAUGGAAGUGGUCAAUACUGUACAGAUAGAGAAGAUUGUAGGGAUAGCUGCUUUGGUUGGCAGUGCCAUUCUGUCACAAAUUGUAUUUGUAUAAUCAAGCUGG